GAGCGGCGGGCUCUCGGGUCUUUUUUAGCGCCAUCUGCUCGCGGCGCCGCCUCCCGCUCCUCCCGCCGCCGCCGCUGCCGCUGCUGCCGCCGCCGCCGCCCUGAGUCACUGCCUGCGCAGCUCCGGCCGCUCGGCUCCGCGUCCGAGUCUCCUGGAACGAUUUGUGGAGGUCUUACAAGAUGGCGGACAUUGACAACAAAGAACAGUCUGAACUUGAUCAAGACUUGGACGAAGUUGAAGAGGUAGAAGAAGAAGAAGCGGGUGAAGAGACAAAAAUCACAGCGCGUCAGCUAACUGUUCAGAUGAUGCAGAAUCCUCAGAUUCUUGCAGCCCUUCAGGAAAGACUUGACGGUCUGGUAGACACACCAACAGGAUACAUUGAAAGCUUGCCUAAGGUAGUCAAAAGACGAGUAAAUGCUCUAAAAAAUCUUCAAGUUAAAUGUGCACAGAUAGAAGCCAAAUUCUAUGAGGAAGUUCACGAUCUCGAGAGGAAGUAUGCUGUCCUAUAUCAGCCUUUAUUUGAUAAGCGAUUUGAGAUCAUUAAUGCAAUUUAUGAACCUACAGAAGAAGAAUGUGAAUGGAAACCAGAUGAAGAAGAUGAAGUUUCGGAGGAGCUGAAAGAAAAGGCCAAGAUUGAAGAUGAGAAAAAGGAUGAAGAAAAAGAAGACCCUAAAGGAAUUCCUGAAUUUUGGUUGACAGUUUUUAAGAACGUUGAUUUGCUCAGUGAUAUGGUUCAGGAACAUGAUGAGCCUAUUCUAAAGCACUUGAAAGACAUUAAAGUGAAGUUCUCGGAUGCUGGCCAGCCUAUGAGCUUUAUCUUAGAAUUUCACUUUGAACCCAACGAAUAUUUCACAAAUGAAGUGCUAACAAAGACUUACAGGAUGAGGUCAGAGCCGGAUGAUUCUGAUCCCUUUUCUUUUGAUGGACCAGAGAUUAUGGGUUGUACAGGGUGCCAGAUAGAUUGGAAAAAAGGAAAGAAUGUUACUUUGAAAACCAUAAAAAAGAAGCAGAAACACAAGGGACGUGGGACAGUUCGUACUGUGACUAAAACAGUUUCCAAUGAUUCUUUCUUUAAUUUUUUUGCUCCUCCUGAAGUUCCUGAGAAUGGAGAUCUGGAUGAUGAUGCCGAAGCUAUACUGGCUGCAGACUUUGAGAUUGGCCACUUCUUACGUGAGCGUAUAAUCCCAAGAUCAGUGUUAUACUUCACUGGAGAAGCUAUUGAGGAUGAUGACGAUGAUUAUGACGAAGAAGGUGAAGAAGCUGAUGAGGAAGGGGAAGAAGAAGGAGAUGAGGAACACGAUCCAGACUAUGACCCAAAGAAGGAUCAAAACCCCGCAGAGUGCAAGCAGCAGUGAAGCAGUGUCUGGCCUUGAGGACGGCCUACCCUGUAAUAGCCUAACUCGACUCAUUUACUUACAGCCUUAUGUUUUUGUAUUUUCUUGGUAGAAUCAGUAAGUUUUUAAAGGAAAGGGACCUAAUAUUUUAAAGACCAAUUUGUUGUACCUAGCAUCCUAACUAUAGUUCUGUCAGAUAUGUCGAAUGCAUAAAUCCUCUCUAAUGCAUGUUCAUUUACUGCUGCGGUUUGGUUCUUCUGGAAUAUGUUCAUCACGUAGCUAUUGGAAUACAGUUCUAAAAAUAACUGUUGAGCACACUGUUUGGUGUCGCUGUUUCUUUCCUAAAGAACCACAGCCGUUCUCAGCUGGUAGAACGGGUUGAAGUCUGCCUGCAUUAGCUGUGCUCUCCAUUACGUUGUUAGAGGAUUCAGCAACUAACACAACAGGUCGUUAUUUGAGGAAGGAAAAUUGUGGUUAAGAAUUUCCAGGAAGAUCAAACUUAAACAUAUUGUUAAAGGGAUCUUUAUGUUUUAGAUGACAUAACAGGUCAACUCAUGCUUACUAUCAAAGCAAGCUGGAGAAGCCCUAGGUUCUCUUCAGAAGUCAACUGAUAGUAUUUAAUGUGCUUUGAAAAUUGACCUCCAUUAAUUAAAUCUUUUCUUUGUGGUAGGGCCUACCUUCUUCUUUCCUGGAAAAGACGAAUUUACAUCAUUUGAACCUAUUUUUGAGUUUUUCUGUUAUUUGCCUGAUUUUGUUUUUAUAGUCUAAAUAAAAAUGUCAUACAGUUUUAGCUCGCACAGGAUGAUGUCUCGGUUUAUGCUGGUUGAGGCUAUUGCAGAGAGUUAGCUUGAGUUCAAGGGUGCCUAGUUUUCUCUAUUGAACAACUUGGAGGAAGUAGUACGCAUGCACUUUUUUAAAAAGUGACAAGUGAUGUGCGAUACUUGUUUUUUUUUUCAACAGAAAGGUCAAAUUCCAUUUAUUAGAGCUAAGUAUCUUCUUGACUUGUGUUCACUCUAAUACUCAGUGC
Molecule: messenger RNA, 2361 nt
Organism: Acomys russatus (golden spiny mouse)
Lineage: Eukaryota; Metazoa; Chordata; Mammalia; Rodentia; Muridae
Gene: Nap1l1
Product: nucleosome assembly protein 1 like 1
Exons: 15
Coding region: 180-1355 (391 amino acids)
Biological process (GO): nucleosome assembly
Cellular component (GO): nucleus; chromatin
Molecular function (GO): chromatin binding; histone binding
Source: RefSeq, a predicted model, not a curated record